GUCAAGAUGGCGGCCAAGGUGGCGAAGCAGCAGCAGCGGCGGCGGCGGCGGCGGCUGGAGUGAGCUCCCAGCUUGCCGCGCCGAGCGAGGUCCCGGGGUAGGGCCGCGCGCCGGGGCCGCGUCCUGCUGCUCAGGCCCGGGGGCGCGCCGGCUACCACGCUCCGCCAGCUCCUGGUGGUUUCCUAGAAACAUGAUUGUUUGUUGGACUUGAUCUCACAGCCUGGUGAGGACUUCUUUACUGAUAAUGUCAAGUUCAGGUUAUCCUCCCAACCAAGGAGCAUUCAGCACAGAACAAAGUCGUUAUCCUCCCCACUCUGUUCAGUACACCUUUCCCAGCACGCGUCACCAGCAGGAAUUUGCAGUCCCUGAUUAUCGUUCUUCUCAUCUCGAAGUCAGCCAGGCAUCACAGCUCCUGCAGCAGCAGCAGCUUCGCAGACGGCCCUCCCUGCUUUCAGAAUUUCACCCGGGUUCGGACAGGCCUCAAGAAAGGAGAACUGGAUAUGAACAGUUUCACCCAGGGCCGUCCCCCGUGGAUCAUGAUUCCCUGGAAUCCAAGCGACCACGUCUGGAGCAGGUUUCUGAUCCCCAUUUCCCGCGCGUCAGCGCCGCGGUUUUACCUGUCGUGCACACGCUGCCAGAAGGGUUGAGGUCUUCAGCAGACGCUAAGAAGGAUACAGCAUUUGGAGGCAAACAUGAAGCUCCAUCCUCUCCAAUCUCUGGGCAACCAUGUGGAGAUGAUCAGAAUGCUUCACCUUCAAAACUUUCAAAGGAAGAGUUAAUACAGAGUAUGGAUCGUGUAGAUCGAGAAAUUGCAAAAGUAGAACAGCAGAUCCUUAAACUGAAAAAGAAACAACAACAGCUCGAAGAAGAAGCAGCUAAACCUCCUGAGCCUGAGAAGCCUGUGUCCCCUCCUCCCGUGGAGCAGAAACACCGCAGUAUUGUCCAAAUUAUUUAUGAUGAGAAUCGGAAAAAAGCAGAAGAAGCUCAUAAAAUAUUUGAAGGUCUUGGCCCAAAAGUUGAACUGCCACUCUAUAACCAGCCAUCGGAUACCAAGGUGUAUCAUGAGAACAUCAAGACAAACCAGGUGAUGAGGAAAAAACUCAUUUUAUUUUUUAAAAGAAGAAAUCAUGCAAGAAAACAAAGGGAACAAAAAAUCUGCCAACGUUAUGAUCAGCUCAUGGAGGCAUGGGAGAAAAAAGUGGACAGAAUAGAAAAUAACCCCCGGAGGAAAGCUAAAGAAAGCAAAACAAGGGAAUACUAUGAAAAGCAGUUUCCAGAAAUUCGAAAACAAAGAGAACAACAAGAAAGAUUUCAGCGAGUUGGGCAGAGGGGAGCUGGUCUUUCAGCCACCAUUGCUAGGAGCGAGCAUGAGAUUUCUGAAAUUAUUGAUGGGCUCUCUGAGCAGGAGAAUAAUGAGAAACAAAUGCGGCAGCUCUCUGUGAUCCCGCCUAUGAUGUUUGAUGCAGAACAGAGACGGGUCAAGUUCAUCAACAUGAAUGGGCUCAUGGAGGACCCUAUGAAGGUUUAUAAAGAUAGGCAGUUUAUGAAUGUUUGGACUGACCACGAGAAGGAGAUCUUUAAGGACAAGUUUAUCCAGCAUCCAAAAAACUUUGGACUAAUUGCAUCCUACUUGGAAAGGAAGAGUGUUCCUGAUUGUGUUUUAUAUUACUACUUAACCAAGAAAAAUGAGAAUUAUAAAGCCUUAGUAAGAAGGAAUUAUGGAAAACGCAGAGGAAGAAACCAGCAAAUUGCCCGACCCUCACAAGAAGAAAAAGUAGAAGAAAAAGAAGAAGAUAAAGCAGAAAAAACAGAAAAAAAAGAAGAGGAAAAGAAAGAUGAAGAAGAAAAAGAUGAAAAGGAGGACUCUAAAGAAAAUGCCAAGGAAAAGGACAAGACGGAAGGUACAGCAGAAGAAACGGAGGAGAGAGAGCAGGCCACACCCCGGGGACGAAAGACCGCCAACAGUCAGGGCCGCAGAAAGGGCCGCAUCACCCGGUCCAUGACCAACGAAGCCGCGGCGGCCAGCGCUGCGGCUGCUGCGGCCACUGAGGAGCCCCCGCCGCCUCUGCCACCCCCACCAGAACCCAUUUCCACAGAGCCUGUAGAAACCUCUCGAUGGACAGAAGAAGAAAUGGAAGUCGCUAAAAAAGGUCUUGUAGAACAUGGUCGUAACUGGGCAGCAAUUGCCAAAAUGGUGGGGACUAAAAGUGAAGCACAGUGCAAAAACUUCUAUUUUAACUAUAAAAGGCGACAUAAUCUUGACAACCUUUUGCAACAGCAUAAACAGAAAACUUCACGGAAGCCCCGUGAAGAGCGAGACGUGUCCCAGUGUGAAAGUGUAGCUUCCACUGUUUCUGCUCAGGAGGAUGAAGAUAUUGAAGCUUCUAAUGAAGAAGAAAAUCCAGAAGACAGUGAAGUUGAAGCUGUCAAGCCCAGCGAGGGUAGCACUGACAAUGCGACUUCUCGAGGAAACGCUGCGCCUGGGGCUGAGCUCGAACCCAGCACAGAACCUGUACCCUGUGCGUCUCCCUCCUCAGCAGUGCAAAGUGCAAAACCAGUCGAAAGUGAAAGUGUGGAGACGCAGGUGAACGACAGCAUUGCGGUGGAGGCAGAGCCGAUGGACGUCGAACGGCAGGAGCACGGUGCUGAAGUGACUUCUGUUCUUGACCUCCCCACGCCUGCCAAAUCAGACUCUGUAGACGUUGAGAUGGGGGCGCCGGAAAGCAAUCCAUCCAGAGUCGAAGGUGAUACCAAAGAAGGAGACCUGGAGAGAGCCAGCACGAAGACAGAGCCUAGAGAUGAGGACAUGGUGGUGGCCCAGCAGAUAGGCGCCCAGAGGCCUGAGCCCCAGUCGGACAAUGACUCUAGUGCCACCUGCAGUGCGGAUGAAGAUGUGGAUGGAGAGCCCGAGAGGCAGAGAAUGUUUCCUAUGGACUCAAAGCCUUCAUUGUUGAACCCCCCUGGAUCUAUACUGGUCUCAUCCCCAAUAAAACCAAAUCCACUGGACUUGCCACAGCUUCAGCACAGAGCUGCUGUUAUCCCGCCAAUGGUUUCCUGUACCCCAUGUAAUAUACCGAUUGGAACCCCAGUGAGCGGGUAUGCCCUCUACCAGCGACACAUUAAAGCAAUGCAUGAGUCCGCACUCCUGGAAGAACAGCGGCAGAGGCAAGAACAGAUAGAUCUGGAAUGUAGAAGUUCUACAAGUCCCUGUGGCACCGCCAAGAGUCCAAACAGAGAGUGGGAAGUCCUGCAACCUGCUCCGCAUCAAGUGAUAACUAAUCUCCCUGAAGCGGUUCGGCUUCCGACAACUCGACCCACCAGGCCACCUCCUCCUCUCAUCCCAUCAUCCAAAACCACAGUGGCUUCAGAAAAACCAUCUUUUAUCCUGGGAGGCUCCAUCUCACAGGGAACACCUGGCACUUACUUGACUUCUCAUAAUCAGACUUCCUACGCUCAAGAAGCAGCUAAGCCCUCAGUCGGCUCUAUAUCUCUUGGACUGCCGCGGCAACAGGAAUCUGCCAAAUCAGCUACUGUGCCCUACAUCAAGCAGGAAGAAUUUUCUCCCCGAAGCCAAAACUCACAGCCUGAAGGUUUAUUGGUCAGGGCACAACAUGAAGGAGUGGUCAGAGGUACCACAGGAGCCAUUCAAGAAGGAAGUAUAACUCGGGGAACGCCAGCCAGCAAAAUUUCCGUGGAAGGCAUCCCAUCCCUGCGGGGCUCGAUCACUCAGGGUACCCCAGCCCUGUCACAGGCUGGCAUACCAACUGAGGCGUUGGUGAAGGGAUCCAUUUCUAGAAUGCCCAUUGAGGAGAGCAGUCCUGAGAAAGGCAGAGAGGAAGCUGCAUCCAAAGGUCAUGUUAUUUAUGAAGGCAAGAGUGGACACAUCUUAUCCUACGAUAAUAUUAAAAAUGCCCGAGAAGGGACGAGGAGUCCAAGAACAGCUCAUGAAAUCAGUUUAAAAAGAAGCUAUGAAUCAGUGGAAGGAAAUAUAAAGCAAGGGUUGUCGAUGAGGGAGUCUCCUGUUUCAGCACCGUUGGAGGGGCUGAUAUGCCGAGCAUUACCCAGGGGGAGCCCUCAUUCUGACCUCAAAGAAAGGACUGUGCUGUCUGGUUCCAUAAUGCAGGGCACACCAAGAGCAACAACGGACAGUUUCGAAGACGGUCUUAAGUACCCCAAACAGAUUAAAAGGGAGAGUCCUCCCAUGCGAGCAUUUGAAGGCGCCAUCACCAAAGGAAAACCAUAUGACGGCAUUACCACCAUCAAAGAAAUGGGGCGUUCCAUUCAUGAGAUUCCACGCCAAGAUAUUUUAACUCAGGAAAGCCGAAAAACUCCAGAAGUGGUCCAGAGCACAAGGCCAAUAAUCGAAGGUUCCAUCUCCCAGGGCACACCAAUAAAGUUUGACAGCAACUCAGGUCAAUCUGCCAUCAAACACAACGUCAAAUCCUUAAUCACGGGGCCUAACAAACUACCCCGUGGAAUGCCUCCACUGGAAAUCGUACCAGAGAACAUAAAAGUGGUAGAACGGGGAAAAUAUGAGGAUGUGAAAGCAGGCGAGCCAGUGCGUUCCCGACACACAUCGGUGGUAAGCUCUGGCCCCUCCGUCCUUAGGUCAACACUUCAUGAAGCUCCCAAAGCGCAGCUGAGCCCGGGGAUUUAUGACGACAGUAGUGCACGGCGGACCCCUGUGAGUUAUCAAAACACCAUGUCCAGAGGCUCGCCUAUGAUGAACAGAACUUCUGAUGUUACGAUUUCCUCUAGCAAGUCUACUAAUCAUGAAAGAAAAUCAACCCUGACCCCUACCCAGAGGGAAAGUAUACCAGCAAAGUCUCCAGUACCUGGGGUGGACCCUGUAGUAAGCCACAGCCCUUUUGAUCCCCACCAUAGGGGCAGCACCACAGGAGAGGUUUAUCGGAGCCAUCUUCCCACACAUUUGGAUCCAGCCAUGCCGUUUCACAGGGCUCUGGAUCCUGCAGCUGCUGCUUACCUGUUUCAGAGACAGCUCUCCCCAACCCCAGCGUACCCCAGUCAGUACCAGCUUUAUGCAAUGGAGAACACCAGACAGACAAUCCUCAAUGAUUACAUUACCUCACAGCAGAUGCAAGUGAAUCUGCGCCCGGAUGUGGCCAGAGGCCUCUCCCCACGGGAGCAGCAGCUGGGCCUCCCGUACCCAGCCACAAGGGGAAUCAUUGACCUGACCAACAUGCCUCCAGCGAUUUUAGUGCCUCAUCCCGGGGGCACGAGUACGCCUCCCAUGGACAGAAUCACUUAUAUUCCUGGCACACAGAUUACUUUCCCGCCCAGGCCGUACAACUCUGCAUCUGUGUCUCCAGGACACUCGACACACCUUGCAGCGGCUGCGAGUGCUGAGCGGGAGCGGGAGCGGGAACGGGAGAAGGAGCGGGAGCGGAUUGCCGCGGCCGCGUCCUCAGACCUCUACCUUCGGCCAGGCUCGGAACAGCCGGGUCGACCGGGCAGUCAUGGAUACGUCCGCUCCCCGUCCCCUUCAGUUAGAGCCCAGGAGACCAUGUUGCAGCAGAGACCCAGUGUGUUCCAAGGAACCAAUGGAACCAGUGUAAUCACACCUUUGGAUCCAAGUGCUCAGCUCCGAAUCAUGCCGCUGCCCGCUGGGGGCCCGUCGAUAAGCCAGGGCCUGCCGGCCUCCCGCUACAGUACCGCUGCGGACGCCCUGGCUGCCCUUGUGGACGCCGCAGCCUCUGCCCCCCAGAUGGAGGUUUCCAAAACCAAAGAGAGUAAGCAUGAAGCUUCCAGGUUAGAAGAAAAUUUGAGAAGCAGGUCAGCAGCAGUUAGUGAACAGCAGCAGCUAGAGCAGAAACCCCUGGAGGUGGAGAAGAGAUCUGUUCAGUGUCUGUACACUUCUGCAGCCUUUCCAAGUGGCAAGCCCCAGCCUCAUUCUUCAGUAGUUUAUUCUGAGGCUGGGAAAGAUAAAGGGCCUCCUCCAAAAUCCAGAUAUGAGGAAGAGCUAAGGACCCGAGGGAAGACUACCAUUACUGCAGCUAACUUCAUAGACGUGAUCAUCACCCGGCAAAUUGCCUCGGACAAGGAUGCAAGGGAACGUGGCUCUCAAAGUUCAGACUCUUCUAGUAGCUUAUCUUCUCAUCGGUAUGAAGCACCCGGCGAUGCUAUUGAGGUGAUCAGCCCUGCUAGUUCACCUGCGCCGCCCCAGGAGAAACUGCAGGCCUAUCAGCCAGAGGUGGUGAAGGCAAAUCAAGCAGAAAGUGAAGCCAGCAGACAGUACGAAGGGCCAUUACAUCACUACCGCCCCCAGCAGGAACCACUGUCUCCACAACAGCAACUGCCCGCCUCCUCACCGGCCGACGGUGUGGGGCAGGUGCCCAGGACCCACCGCCUGAUCACACUUGCUGAUCACAUCUGUCAAAUUAUCACACAAGAUUUUGCUAGAAAUCAAGUUUCCUCCCAGCCUCCCCAGCAGCCUCCCACUUCUACAUUCCAAAACUCGCCAUCUGCUUUGGUGCCCACACCUGUGAGGACUAAAACAUCCAAUCGUUAUAGCCCAGAAUCCCAGUCUCAGUCUGUCCACCAUCAAAGACCAGGGUCAAGGGUCUCUCCAGAAAAUCUUGUGGACAAAUCCAGGGGAAGUAGGCCUGGAAAAUCCCCAGAGAGGAGUCACGUCCCUUCCGAGUCCUACGAGCCCAUCUCCCCGCCCCAGGUCCCAGUUGUGCAUGAGAAACAGGACAGCAUGCUGCUACUGUCUCAGAGAGGAGCGGAGCCCGCAGAACAGAGGAAUGAUUCCCGCUCACCGGGGAGUAUAAGCUACUUGCCUUCGUUCUUCACCAAGCUUGAAAACACGUCACCCAUGGUUAAAUCAAAGAAGCAGGAGAUUUUUCGUAAGUUGAACUCCUCUGGUGGAGGUGACUCUGAUAUGGCAGCCGCUCAGCCGGGAACUGAGAUCUUUAAUCUGCCAGCGGUGACUGCCUCAGGCUCGGUUAGCUCUAGAGGUCAUUCUUUCGCUGAUCCCGCCAGUAAUCUUGGUCUGGAAGACAUUAUCAGGAAGGCUCUCAUGGGAAGCUUUGAUGACAAAGUGGAGGAGCACGGAGUUGUCAUGUCCCAGCCUGUGGGUGUGGUGCCUGGCGGCGCUAACACCUCCGUUGUGACCGGUGGUGAGACACGGAGAGAGGAAGGGGACCCGUCGCCUCAUUCAGGAGGAGUUUGCAAACCAAAGCUGAUCAGCAAGUCAAACAGCAGGAAAUCUAAAUCUCCUAUCCCUGGGCAAGGCUACUUAGGAACUGAGAGGCCCUCUUCCGUCUCCUCUGUACAUUCAGAAGGGGAUUACCACAGGCAGACGCCAGGGUGGGCCUGGGAAGACAGGCCCUCUUCAACAGGCUCAACUCAGUUUCCAUAUAACCCUCUGACUAUGCGGAUGCUCAGCAGUACGCCACCAACACCGAUCGCAUGUGCCCCCUCUUCCGUGAACCAAGCGGCCCCGCACCAACAGAACAGGAUGUGGGAGCGGGAGCCAGCCCCGCUGCUCUCCGCACAGUACGAGACGCUGUCCGAUAGUGACGACUGAACCGCCCAGGGAGGGGCUCUCGGUGGGGCCGGGGCGUGGGGCGGGCAGCUCUCGUUUCGGGAGGGUUUAUUUUUAACGGCGGGUCAAAAAACCUGUCCUCCUCUGACUUGUGCCCAGAGACUUUGAGAGCCUGGACCACGGGUGAUGAAGAAAUGAUGAAAAUUUAUUUGGAGAAUCAAAUGGGGGGAGGGGUGGGGGGGCUGCGUUUGCUCCAGGCAGUUCGGUGGAGUCCAAUAGUGGAGGGUUGAAAUGUAGAGUUUUUAAAAAGUGGACAAUUCCUGUUCUUACAUGUUUGUAAAGAAAACCAUAAUGUCUUUAAAUCACUCUUCUGUAAAUAGAUGACCUUUUUUGCAGUGUUUCCCCUUGCUGUAGUAUCUGGUGUACUUAAGUUCAAAUCAGCGCAUCAACUUUGGGGGUAAUUUUAAGAAAACAAACUCCGCACCUAUCUUUUUAACCCUUGCCUUCUAAACGACCUCAUACAGCCCAGUUACAUAAUGUUGGCUGUCACGGGCAUUGUACUUUUAUCCAGUUUUGUUUCCUCUAAAUUCAGAUUUCCGGUGAUGUUUCAAAUCUUGUGGAAAUGUUUAGAUUUUUCACACAGACCCUAGCAUAAAAUCUGUACAUUACGUUAUUAGGGUCAAAGGUAAGAGAAACUAAAUUCUGCCAUACUGUAAAUUUCCAGUGCAGGCUUUAAUUUUUUUCAAUUAGUAGCACUGAAAAAAUAUUACUGCAUGGGUAUGUUAUAGUUCAGUUUUUAAAGUUGAAAAAAAAAAAAGAGGCUUAUUUGAGGCAUCCCUCACUGUUAUGCACACUGGUGACUUAGCCACGCCCCUAAGUAUUCUUUUCCUUCUGCAUCUGAUGCAGCCCAACAGAGCUUUUGUUUUGAAAUAAAUUUGACUACCCUGUCCAUAGCCACAUAGAUCAUGUGUGAUUUAAGGCUCUUGAUGUCUCAGGUUUCAAAGGAAAAACUAGUAUCUUGUUUUUAGGUGGCUCGGUAUUGGCUGAGUUAGAAGGUAACGAUCUG
Molecule: messenger RNA, 8573 nt
Organism: Odobenus rosmarus divergens (Pacific walrus)
Lineage: Eukaryota; Metazoa; Chordata; Mammalia; Carnivora; Odobenidae
Gene: NCOR1
Product: nuclear receptor corepressor 1
Exons: 47
Coding region: 245-7549 (2434 amino acids)
Biological process (GO): negative regulation of transcription by RNA polymerase II
Molecular function (GO): transcription corepressor activity; nuclear thyroid hormone receptor binding
Source: RefSeq, a predicted model, not a curated record